AAUUUAUUUACAAAGACUAAAGAGAACGAGUUGUUUUUAUGGGGAAAAACGUAUUAGUGCUCUUUUUAUCAAGUCCAAUAAGAUAUUUGUUUUAUCGCAAUUGCUUUUUUUGGCUAGUGACAUUAGGUGUCAGGUUGGAUCAGGUUGGCAAUGCCGCGAAUUCCCUAAAUGGGGUGUGUGUGUUGAUGAGCAAUCGGCAGUGUUGUGUGGGGGCCUCAAGACGUCCAAACUAACCUCACACCAUGAUGUCCAUCUUCAAGCGCCGUACCAGGCCGCGGGACGACGCCCCCUCUGCCGUGGCAGUGAUCAGCGAGCCCACGAACGUCAACCACGACAUCCACGUGAGUAUCAACGCUCACGGGGAGCUCGAGGGGCUGCCGUCGGCGUGGCUGCGCCAGAUCGGGACCCAAAUCACCAGAGAUGAGCAAGUCAACAACCCUCUGGCCGUCAAGCAGGCCGUCAAAUACUACAACUACUCGAUCAAGAAGCAGGAGAAGGGCGAAAUCAAGCACAUCAUCACGGAGCCCCUCAUCGACGAGGAAACGAAGGAAAUCGACAAGUAUAUGAAUUCGAAGGAUGCGCACAAAAGCAAAGACGGGAAUUUGGACGACGAGGGAAACGAGGAACCAAUUUAUGCAAACACACUAAACCGUCCGGAAUCCGUACCAGUGAUCCCUCCAAAAAACCCCCCGACAAACUUAAAAAAAGCACCAAAAAUCCCCCAACUCGACUGUCUCACCAUCGACGACACCUGCGAACUCCGUCACAAAACCUCCUCCGAGGACUCCUCCGACGACGACUUCCUCCGCCGUCGCAGUCGUCUCACCGACGAAGACUACAUUCGCGAAUUGAAAAAACUCUGCAAUCCGGGCGACCCCAACGACUUCUACAUUCGCAGUAAUCGCGAUUUGGGCACCGGCGCCAUGGGCGUCGUCUAUGCCGCCACCGACCUCCAAACCGGCCUCCCAGUCGCCAUCAAAGACAUCGACAUGACCAAACAGCAACGCAAAGAACUCCUCCUCAGCGAAAUUGCAAUAAUGAAAAAUUUCCGACAUAAAAAUCUCGUUAAUUUCUUAGACGCAUUUGUGAUGUACGAUGACCAUUUGUGGGUGGUGAUGGAGUUGCUGGAUGGGGGCCCCCUUACCGAUGUCGUCACCGAAACGGUGAUGAAAGAGGGGCAAAUCGCCGCCGUGUGUCACGAAGUUCUCCAAGCCAUCGAUUACCUCCAUUCCAGAGGGACCAUCCAUCGUGAUAUCAAGUCUGAUAACGUCCUCCUUGGUAUGGAUGGUACCGUCAAGGUCACCGAUUUUGGUUUUUGUGCGAAUGUAGUAGGCAAUGAGCAACGGGAAACAAUGGUCGGGACGCCAUAUUGGAUGGCACCGGAAGUGGUAACGCGACAAAAAUACGGCAAAAAAGUUGAUAUAUGGUCGUUGGGUAUAAUGAUUGUCGAAAUGCUUGACGGAGAACCCCCGUAUUUACGGGAACCGCCUUUAAGGGCGUUGUAUUUGAUAACGGCCAAUGGUAGGCCGAAGAUUGUGAGGUGGGGACAAUUGAGUCAGAAUUUACAGGAUUUUAUUGAUAAGUGUUUGCAAGUCGAUGUGGAUCAGAGGGCGACGGCUAAACAAUUGUUAAAACAUGAGUUUUUGACGGGGAGGAGUGAGUUGAGGACACUCACGCCAUUGAUUAAAGCCGCCAAAAAGAUUUUACAUAAGGCGUGAGUGAGGGGUGUGACUGAUGAUGAUGGGCGUUUGUAUUUAGGGCGGGCGGGGCGAGGGUUGAGGUGGGGGACGAAUGGCUGUGAACGAGCAAUUGUCAAAAGCAUUUUUGACACAUUCCAAGAAAAAGAUAAACUACUUAAAAACUAGUUUCGUCUCUUUUACCGAAUUAAAAUUUGAUUGAAUGACACCUUGUAUACAGGGCGUUUCAUAUAAAAAAAUUAUUGUGAUUAAAACAGUAAAAUGUUGGAUCUACUUGGCUUUUCAAGAAACUUUUUUUUUAGUUUUUUUAGGACACUAAUUAUAAUUAAAAAAAUAUCUUAUACAAACUUUCAGAAAUAAUUUCUAGUUGCAGUGCUACCAACAGAAACUUGAGUCAUAAUUGUUGCAUCAAGCGAAACUAAAGUUAGUUUUUAAAUAUUGUUGGGACAUAUGUAUAAAAUUUAAUCAAAAACUUUUAAAUUCACGAAAUUUGGUAGUUUUCAUGGUAAAUAAUCAUAGUUUUGCUUAUUGUUCACUGUUUUAUAAAAUACAGGGCAGUUUUUUAUGUAUACAAUUUAAUCACAGAUUUUAGGACACGCUGUAUAAAAAGCAUUAUAAUAAAAGAAAACAAAUUUUUGUCUACCGGUUGAUCAGAAAAAAUUCUCGUGAGUUGGCAACACUGAAUAUACAUUUCGUAAAGUUGACAGCUGACACUUCUUACGUCAAAUAACUGUCAGCACUGUUGUAAACCAUCGAAAAAAAUGUUCUUUUUUUCUUGAUCUUACAUAAUUUUUUGCCGAAAAAAAGUGUAAAAAAAAUAAAGACAAAUACCCUGUAUAGCUUUUUUAUUUACAACAUUAGAAAUACUUUAUUAUUUUAUAAAAAAUUUGACAUUUGUCACGUUUAAUGCUAUUAUUACAUAUAUUUUGUGUGCUUUUGUAUUAUAGUCCACCCUCUGUGUAUGCAAUAUACAGGGUGUUUUGACAAAACGCAUAUGACUGAACACUAGAUCCCCCAUUUCGUCGCCCCACCCUAUAUAUUGUUGUAAAUUACGAUAUUUUUAUAGUUCCUUAAGGGAAUAUUUACACAGCGGUCCAAAAAAUCGACAAUAAUUUUAUUGUAAUGUUUUUCUAUGUAUAGUUAUAUUUCUAUAUAAAUAAAUUAAUUCCAAGUGUC
Tribolium madens (black flour beetle) is the source of this 2873-nucleotide messenger RNA. RefSeq names its product serine/threonine-protein kinase PAK 1 (gene Pak3). The coding region runs from base 243 to 1718 and encodes 491 amino acids. NCBI's taxonomy places the organism in Eukaryota, Metazoa, Arthropoda, Insecta, Coleoptera, Tenebrionidae. Gene Ontology annotation, biological process: regulation of MAPK cascade; regulation of axonogenesis; protein phosphorylation. Gene Ontology annotation, cellular component: cytoplasm. The transcript has 2 exons. Gene Ontology annotation, molecular function: ATP binding; protein serine/threonine kinase activity. The record is from RefSeq and is a predicted model, not a curated record.